CAAACUUCCAUAUAGAUUGGCAGCUUCAUCUAAUGGAUUCUCAGGAGUCUCAGCUGGCUAAGUACCGCAAGCGCCACAAUAAGGAGUACCUGAAGCGCAAGGCGGAUGCUGCUGGGGAUAUCGAUGGCGAGAAGGAGGCCAAGGCCGCCAAGACCACAACAGGCGCCACCUCAUCCGGCGUGAGCGCAUCGGCCUCUGCUGCAGCGGCCGCAGCGCCGGCAGGUCCCUCCCAGCCCACCGCCACGGACCUGGAUGCCUUCAUGACCGACGAGGAGCGUCGCCGCAAGCGCCAGGAGGAAGCCGACCACGCCCUGGCGAUGCAGCUGUCGGGCGAGAUCAACAUUGAGACUGACCGCCGCGAUGAGAGGGAGUCGCAGAUAGAGAGGGACGAGAAGCUGGCGAGGGACCUGUUCGCCAAGUGGCAGAGGGCCGACACCUCUCGCGAGACCGAGAAGCAAGAUAGCAACCAGCAGCAGCAUGCCGGCCCUUCCCGUCGUGCCGUCCACAUUGAUCGUGACGAGGAGUGGGAGUGGGUGCGUCUUGUGAAGGCGACGGAUGUCAAUCGGUAUGACACGGAGGAGGUCAUGACGAGGGGUCGGCAGAUUCUGGACAAGGAGGGCGACAAGGCGGUCAUCAAGGAGCAGCUCACACAGCUGGCGGUCGAGAUGGGGUGCCUUACGGGCAAGUGGCUCAUCAAAUUCGGUGGGCCAGACGACUGGAAUACGACAAGAGACGAGGCAGCUGCGUCACUCGGGCUCUCAACUUUCCUGUGUUCAUGUGUUCAUAUGUGUGUGUGUAUUGCCUUCAGCACCGGAUCAGAUUGCAGAGGCCUUCGACCGCGUGUGUGAAGCCAUGCGCCAGGGCAUGCUGGGCAGUGCUGCCAAGAGAUCCCUCGAGCCCAAGGACAACCUGCACGUCAUCUGUGUGUACACGAGGGAUUUCAGGGAUAAGGGCGACGUCCAUCGUGUGCUCAACGCGCUGCGCGCCAAGGGGCUGGCGCCGCUGGUGGGAAAGGAGCAGCCGUCCAACUACAUCUCGCCCUCGAAGUCGGUGACAUACAAGACCGACCUCUACACGUAAGAAAACGAGACGCACAGAUGCCUGCAAGGCACGAUGAGCCGCGGAUGAGCCGUAUGUGUGUGUUGGUGUGCUUGCUGACGAAUCCCCCUCCCCCCCUGCACAGGAUAGUGGGCAUCUACAUGGGCAAUCCGUGGCAGCUGCCGCCCACCAUCUACCAGUCGAACUCGGGCGAGUUCCGCAAGUACACUUAGACAACAGGUAGAUAGACACACCGACAGAUACACAGAGAGACGUACGAUGGGUAUAGUCUGGAGGAGGCAUGGAUGUGGGUGUAUGCCUGCUGCCUCGGCCUGCCUGCCUGUGUGCCUUUUGUUGAUCGAUGGACGGACCUGGUUGUGGGUUGGGGUUGGCGAAUCGAACUGACUCGUUUCGUUCGUCUGUGUGCGCGUGUCGUGUAAAUAACUGAAUGGUGCGUGCAAGCAGACUUCAUUCAUCCAUCCAGCCAAGAAUGGAUGUCUCAUCCAUCCAUCCAUCCACGCAUCAACACAUCCACGCAGACACGUUGCGAUAGCACCACUGUCCGUCCAUGUAUGUGUGUCUCCGCCCAUCUGCCUGCCUGUCUGUGUCGAUCUGUCUGGCUGUCACGCAGAGUCCGCGUUGUGUUUUGUCUGCCCGUACACAUCACACUUUCGGCAUCACCGUCCCCCGAAGCCGGCUGUGUGCGUCU
Molecule: messenger RNA, 1747 nt
Organism: Vitrella brassicaformis
Lineage: Eukaryota; Vitrellaceae
Source: the annotation of a GenBank genome assembly